AUGCCCGCCGCCGCCGUGGACGGUACGAACGGUUCGGCUCCCACUUCGGGGCCGUUGACUGUCGAUGCUAUCCCUGCUUUGAGAGCCAACAGCGCGCCGAUUCCCAAAGGUGUUGCGCCUGCUACCAGCAGUGAUUUCUUCAAGAGCCCGGCCUGCUAUACUAAGCCGAAAGCGAAGCGAUUUGACCAUGUGUUCUCUCUCGAGUCGAGGUCGCGCAAGGAGUCCACCUUGAAGGGUGCUGCGAAGUACCUCAAGAACCCAGGUCUCAUUUCUCUGGGUGGCGGUUUGCCGUCCCCGGAAUAUUUCCCUUUCGAGGAACUCAGUGUCAAGGUCCCCACGCCGCCAGGAUUCUCGCCGGAAGAGACUCGCGAAACUGGUGCCGUGCUGCGUGCCGGAAAGAGCGACAUUCGCGAUGGAAAGAGCCUGUACGAUCUGGAGAUUGCUCUGAACUACGGUCAGGCUACUGGGUCGCCACAGCUGCUUAGAUUCAUCACAGAACACACCGAGCUUAUUCACAACCCCCCAUAUGCCGACUGGCAAUGCUGCUUGACUGCAGGUAGCACCUAUGCGUGGGACACUGCGCUUCGAAUGCUGUGCGAACGAGGCGACUACAUCAUGAUGGAAGAAUACACUUUCUCUAGCGCCCAAGAAACCGCCACUCCCCAGGGUGUCAAGGUGCAGCCGAUCAAGAUGGACGAGCAAGGCCUUCUCCCGGAAUCCAUGGAUGAAGUCCUGAGCAACUGGGAUGAGGCCGCUCAGGGCGCCCGCAAGCCCUUCGUCCUGUAUACCAUCCCGACUGGGCAAAACCCUACUGGUGCUACCCAGCAGGUGGAGAGGCGGAAGGCAGUCUACAAGGUCGCUCAGAAGCACGAUGUCAUUAUCGUAGAAGACGAGCCCUACUAUUUCUUGCAGAUGCAGCCGUACGCGGGCGCCGACGCCGAGCCUGUUCCCCCACCCGCCAACCACGACGAGUUCAUCAAGUCCCUUAUUCCCUCGUAUUUGAGUCUCGAUGUUGACGGUCGUGUGCUUCGUCUCGAGUCCUUCUCGAAGGUCCUUUCACCCGGCUCUCGAGUUGGUUGGGUUGUCGGAUCUCAGCAAGUCGUUGAGCGAUUCAUCCGCAACUGCGAGACCUCUUCUCAGAACCCUAGCGGUAUUUCUCAACUCGUGUUCUUCAAGCUUCUUGAAGAGCAAUGGGGUCAUGCGGGUUACCUCGACUGGUUGAUCAAUCUGCGCAUGCAGUACACCGGCCGCCGGGACACCCUUGUCCACGCUUGUGAGAAGUACCUGCCGCGGGAGAUCGCCAGCUGGAACGCCCCUGCAGCCGGCAUGUUUCAUUGGAUGAAAAUCGAUUGGGAGAAGCACCCCGGUCUGUCUGCCGGCAAGACCCGCCAGGCCAUCGAAGAGGACAUUUUCCACGCAGCCAUCGACAACGGAGUUCUCGUGUCGCGUGGUAGCUGGUUCAAGGCCGACGGUAAAAGCGAGGGCGACAUGUUCUUCCGUGCUACCUUUGCGGCCGCCAGCGCGGAUAACGUCGGCGAGGCGAUUGCACGAUUUGGAAAGACCUUGCGCGCGCAAUUUGACGUCCUCUUGAUCCUAAUGCCCUGGACACCCGACCCUUCCUGGGUAUCCAGUCUAGAGCGCGUCAGCCCAGGCAUCCAAGUGCACAGCUACAAGAUCGAUACCUGGACAACUGACCUGAACCAGAUACCCCCCGAGAUUUGGAGUAAGGUAACGGUCCUUUUUACAUGGAAGGCGUUCCCGACAAAAGAACUCGCCCCGAAGUUGCAGUACGUUCAGCUACUGAGUGCGGGAUGUAACCAUCUCUUCGGAGUUCCGUUGUUCGAGGAGACGGAUAUUGCGUUUUUUCCGGAGCAUUUGGAGAAUCAGAAACUCGAUAAAUGGGUCGAUCCUCUAUCGGAUGAGGACACUGAAGAUGCCGUCGGAUUGAGAGUUGGAAUCCUCGGCUACGGCUGCAUUGGCCGGCAGUGCGCCAGAGUCGCAAAAGCAUUCGGAAUGGAAGUAUACGCAUACACCCUGCACGAGCGAGCAACGCCCGAGUCUCGAAAGGACAAGUCCUUCUUCGAGCCCGGCCUUGGAGAUCCUGAGGGAGAGUUUCCCUCGAAGUGGUUCCACGGCCCGGAACAGCUGAACAGUUUCCUCUCUUCCGACCUCGAUUUGCUGGUCAUUCUACUGCCAUUGACGACGAGAACUAGGGGAAUGAUUUCGAAAGAGCAGUUCGCUCUGCUGGGCAAGAAAGCUUUUGUUAGUAAUGCGGGCAGAGGCGCGAUCGUUAAUACUGAUGAUCUCAUCGCCGCUCUUGAUGAGGGUCAAAUAAGAGGAGCUGCCCUUGAUGUAACGGACCCUGAGCCACUGCCGGCUGGUCAUAAGCUCUGGGGAUACAGGAAUGUCAUCAUUACUCCCCAUUGCAGUGGGAAUUCGAACCACUACAACGAGCGGGCUUGCAAGAUCUUACGAUACAACCUUGAGAGGCGGUUCAAGGGCGAGGAGGUUGUCAAUCGGGUUAUAAAGGAGCUGGGAUAUUAG
Aspergillus affinis is the source of this 2544-nucleotide messenger RNA. RefSeq names its product aromatic amino acid aminotransferase. Gene Ontology annotation, biological process: aromatic amino acid catabolic process; L-tyrosine biosynthetic process. The coding region runs from base 1 to 2544 and encodes 847 amino acids. NCBI's taxonomy places the organism in Eukaryota, Fungi, Ascomycota, Eurotiomycetes, Eurotiales, Aspergillaceae. The transcript is spliced from 10 exons. The record is from RefSeq and is a predicted model, not a curated record. Gene Ontology annotation, molecular function: L-2-aminoadipate:2-oxoglutarate transaminase activity; pyridoxal phosphate binding; NAD binding.